Messenger RNA from Tigriopus californicus, 747 nucleotides. Its product is annotated as centromere protein V-like. NCBI's taxonomy places the organism in Eukaryota, Metazoa, Arthropoda, Copepoda, Harpacticoida, Harpacticidae. The transcript has 4 exons. The coding region runs from base 286 to 690 and encodes 134 amino acids. Gene Ontology annotation, molecular function: carbon-sulfur lyase activity. The record is from RefSeq and is a predicted model, not a curated record.
UAGCCAAAAAUAGAAUCUAGACAAUUUUUCUUUUCAAGUGGUUCAAAUGAGGUUGAGUGAUUACAAAAAUUGUCUUGCGUGAACAUCCAUGAUUGUAGUUCACGAUAAAUCGUUUAAAGUUCAUGGAGCACAUUUUCUUGUUGAAAAUGAAGGCUCAUAAAAGCGUUGUCCUGGUGUUGAGACAAUGCAAAUAAAAACGUUCUUGAAGAUUGCUUGUGUUAACAAAGAUUUAACCGAGGCUAAAAAUAUCAGAAUUCUUAACACGCCGAAUCGAAUUCAAAUACCAUGGAAUCCUCGGAUCUCAUGAAACACAUCGGAGGAUGUCAUUGUGGACAAAUCGAAUUUGAAGUUCAAGCUCCCGUUGAAGUUAACGCCAUCUCAUGCAAUUGCUCGGUUUGCCACAUGAAGCAAAACAUCCACUUUAUCGUACCUAACCACCAUUUUAAGCUAACCAAGGGAAAUGACAAGCUGACAACGUACACGUUCAACACCCAUCAAGCCAAGCAUACAUUUUGCUCGAUCUGUGGUGUCCAAAGCUUUUACACGCCCAGAUCCAAUCCAGAUGGAAAAGGAAUCAUGCCACACUGCAUCAAGUACAACACCAUAAAAAAGAUACACAUAACAGACUUCAAUGGAGAUCAAUGGGAACAGGAAAUCGAAAAGAGUGGCAUAAGGCUGAGAUCUUCAUGAAGAAACCAGGAAGACUUUAUUCGUUGCGGCAAUAAAUCAUCUUAACAUAUGUUUUCA